AUGGCGGACAAGAAGGAGGUGUGCCUGACAAUGCAUCAGCCUUGGGCGUCGCUGCUCGUCCAUGGGAUCAAGAGGAUCGAAGGCCGAUCCUGGAGCUCCUCGGUGCGCGGCCGUUUGUGGAUACACGCAGCUGCAAAGGUGCCCGAGCCAGAGACAAUUCGAGAGCUGGAGCGCUUCUACACUGAGGUUUACGCUGCACAAGGGAUCAAAGACAUCAAAUUUCCCGAGUUUUAUCCAACGUCGGUGUUGCUCGGUUGCGUCAAUGUGGUGGAUUGUGUGAAGCUCGAGGAGCUCGUCAGCCGCGAAGAACUUCCUCAAAGUAUACGCAUGGAGGCGCUGAGUGAGUGCUGCUGGCUCUGUGAAGAACCCCAAAAGCUGGUGAUCCCAUUCCAAAUGCGUGGGUGGCAAGGCGUCUACAAUCUCGAGAAGAAGAUCGCAUCAGCAGCCGUGGGAGGCUUGAAAGCUGUGCAAGGUCCCGGUCCAGUCAAGUUCUCGGGCCUUGGAGUUUCUUCCAAAUCUCCAGGCAAAGCCAUCAAGAACACAUAAGUGGAAGAGAGAACUCGAUCACCAGUAGUCACCACAGGAGCAAACGCCAUCCUCGCAGUGAUGAAACCUCGCGCUGUCCCGCACAACAAUCCUCCUCCCAACCAUCCUGGAGACGAGCUUGAUCGUGGUGUGACACUCGACGCAAACUCUGAGGUUCUUGGUCACCAGCAGCGGAGUUCCGGGAGGUGUGGCGAUCAGUCCAAACGCCAUCGCCAGCUUCUCGCUGUGGUGAGCCACCAUCUCCUCCUGGACGCCAUGGAUCCCGAGCUUGCUCUCGAUCAUCUGGAGCUCGGCGUGGAUGUGAUCCUGGAGAGGAUGCGUCUUGUCCCCAGCCACAAAGACGUGGAGAGCUCCAUCAAUCUCGAUGGAACUGUAGCCGGGCUCCUUCUUCACUCCUCGCAGCUCCAUCAUCUUCCUCAGCUCGGCCACCUUGUCCUUCUUCCCGCUCGCCGCGUAGAUGCUCGAGAGGAGGAGAUACGGAGCUGCGCCGUGAGGAUCCAGCACGAAGAGCCUCUCCGCCGCUCGAGCUCCUCGCUCCUCGUCCCGGUGACUUUUGCAAGCCGCCAGCAGCGACAUCCACGGCAUGGCGAUGGCGUCCGUGUCGAAAGGCAUGGUCUGGAUGAGCUCCUCGGCCUGCUGCGUCUGCCCGGCCCUCCCGAGAAGAUCCACCAUGCAGAGGAAGUGCUCCAUUGUCGGGACGAUUCCAAACUCGCCUCUCGCGAGGAGGAAGCUCUCCCGGCCCCGACGCAGCGUUCCGCCAUGGCUGCAAGCGACGAGCAAGCUGACGAGCGUCACGUCGUCGAGCCCGACUCCUUCGAGGCACAUCACCAGGAAGAGCUCGUCCGCCACCCCGGGGUGCCCGUUUUGCGCGUACGCCGCGAGCAUGGCAGUCCAGGAGACGGUGUCGUGCCUCGCCAUGGCAUCAAAAACCGAUUUUGAUUGCUCCA
This is a messenger RNA of Selaginella moellendorffii, 1493 nucleotides long. Its product is annotated as activating signal cointegrator 1. Bases 1 to 546 code for a protein of 181 amino acids. Gene Ontology annotation, biological process: positive regulation of DNA-templated transcription. Gene Ontology annotation, molecular function: transcription coactivator activity. The record is from RefSeq and is a predicted model, not a curated record. Lineage: Eukaryota; Viridiplantae; Streptophyta; Lycopodiopsida; Selaginellales; Selaginellaceae. The transcript has 7 exons. Gene Ontology annotation, cellular component: nucleus.